UAUGGUUGGAAUUUAAAGAUCUACACUAGUAUUUGAAAAUCUAACCAGUAUUCUACAUCUCCUCCUCCUGUACAUUCUCUUUUCCUCUCUUUUCUUCUUAGAUCUAUCCUUUUGGAACCAUUUUGAACUUUUUUUAUACUCAAGUUUGGAUAUGUUAUCCAAGUGUGAGUACCAAGAAAAGAAACCAAAUCUAUAAUUUUGUUGUAUUGGGGUGAAAAUAUGGUGAAACCUUUGUCAACUUGGCCAUGGGAGAACUUAGGGAACUUCAAGUACUUGUUGUAUGGACCUCUAAUUGCGAAAGUUGUACAAUCAAAACCAUGGGAUCAGGAAGCAAUGCAAAAAGAUGCAUGGUGUUUACAUAUAUUAAUCAUUUGUGCUCUUAGAGGUCUCAUGCAUGCAUUCUGGUGUUCAUUCUGUAACCUUCAUUCCCUUACUCGAAAGCGAAGUAUUCAUCAAGUAGGAGUUGAUUUCAAACAGAUAGAUAAAGAAUGGCACUGGGAUAACUUCAUCAUACUUCAAGCUUUCAUGGCUUGUAUGGCAUAUUACAGCUUCCCAUUCCUUGGGAAUCUUCCUAUGUGGAACUCAAAAGGGUUAAUUUUUGCUCUUCUACUUCAUGUCGGAGUUUCGGAGCCUCUAUAUUAUUGGGUCCAUAGAUUUGUUCUCCACAGUGAUUUUAUGUUCAAGAAUUAUCAUGCAAUCCACCAUGCUUCUCCAGUUCCACAACCUUUUACUGCUGGGCACGCAACUCCUCUGGAGCACCUAAUUUUAGGUUCACUUAUUGGGAUCCCUACACUCGGGGUUUCAUUAAUUGGAUAUGGAUCCGUUGGCAUGAUCUAUGGCUAUAUUUUAGCUUUCGACUUCUUGAGAUGUAUGGGACAUAGCAAUAUAGAAGUUGUUCCGAAUUGGGUCUUUCGGAUAUUUCCAUUUCUUAGAUAUCUGAUCUACACACCAACGUACCACAACCUGCAUCAUAAGGAAAUGGACUCAAACUUCUGCUUGUUCAUGCCUCUCUUUGAUGCAUUAUGGAAUACGAUACACAAAGAGUCGUGGGAGCUCCACAAGAAAAUAAGUACAGGUGUGAAUGCAAGAGAACCUGACUUUGUCUUUCUAUGCCAUGUCGUGGAUGUACUCUCUUCACUGCAUGCACCGCUGUUUCUACGAUCAUUCGUUUCUAUACCGUUUGAGAACAGGCUCUUCUUGUUGCCUUUUUGGCCAUCUGCGUUUGUGACAAUGCUAAUACUGUGGGCUGUUUCCAAGACUUUUGUUAUCACUUUUUAUAACCUCAGGGGCAGAUUGCACCAUUCAUGGUGUGUCCCUAGGUAUGGUUUUCAGUAUUUCUUGCCAUUUGCUAAAGAUGGUAUCAACAAUCAAAUAGAAGAUGCAAUCCUUAGAGCCGAUAGAACUGGGGUUAAGGUCAUUAGCCUCGCAGCGUUGAACAAGAAUGAAGCUCUAAAUGGAGGUGGAACGUUGUUUGUUAAGAAGCUUCCAAACUUAAGAGUCCGUGUUGUCCAUGGAAACACCUUAACUGCCGCAGUAAUUAUCAAAGAGAUCCCAAGUGAUGUCAAGGAAGUAUUUCUGACUGGGGCUACUUCUAAGCUCGGUAGAGCAAUUGCUCUUUACCUCUCCCGACGCAAAGUUCGAGUUCUGAUGUUAACAUUAUCCAAAGAGAGAUUCCAAUCUAUUCAAAAUGAAGCUCCAAAAGAACAACAAAGUUAUCUAGUUCAAAUUACCAAAUACGAAGCAGCCCAGCAUUGUAAGAUGUGGAUCGUCGGUAAAUGGCUAACACCUGGACAACAACGAUGGGCACCACCCGGAACUCAUUUCAAUCAGUUUGUUGUUCCACCAAUUUUCCCCUUCAGAAGGGACUGCACAUACGGAGAGCUUGCUGCCAUGCAACUACCCGAGGAUGUUGAAGGACUUGGAACGUGUGAGUAUACUAUGUCGCGGGGAGGAGUUCAUGCAUGCCACGCAGGUGGUGUUGUUCAUUUACUAGAAGGCUGGACACACCAUGAAGUUGGUGCCAUUGACGUUGAUAAGAUAGAUAUUGUUUGGGAAGCUGCCCUCAAGCAUGGUCUAAAACCAGUUUUCUCUUAUCCCUAAAUCUACCUGUAGACUCUAGUGGUUCUAUUGUUUGUACUUUUUCCAUUUCAACACACUGGACAGAAUUGUAUGUUGCGUUAAGGUAAAACCAAGAAAUUUAUGCUCACAAGUGUAAUUUGCUUCGGCACAUUUCAAUUAAGACAUGUUUUUCUCCUAUGUUUCAUGAUUUUGUAAAAAAAAUUCUACUGCAGUAUUACCAUCCAA
This is a messenger RNA of Papaver somniferum (opium poppy), 2304 nucleotides long. Its product is annotated as protein ECERIFERUM 3-like. The transcript has 11 exons. Gene Ontology annotation, molecular function: iron ion binding; oxidoreductase activity. Gene Ontology annotation, biological process: lipid biosynthetic process. The record is from RefSeq and is a predicted model, not a curated record. Lineage: Eukaryota; Viridiplantae; Streptophyta; Magnoliopsida; Ranunculales; Papaveraceae. Bases 220 to 2100 code for a protein of 626 amino acids.